AUGCCCGAGACACGUCUCCGACGGCCUAGCUGACCAUUUCGCUGCAGGUCGCGGCGUUGGCAGUGCCAGUCAGCGCGAUGACUGACCCGAUUCCCUGAUAACCCGAUAGCAGAUGCAAUGCAGGACUCCGUUAUUGGCCCAUAUAUCGUCAGUGGCGUAGUGAGAGCCAAAAGGAGCGCGAACCAAGGGAGGAGGAAGGGCGAGCCGCCUGGCGCCAAGCCGACCUCCUCCGCCCUUCCUCCAGCAUAGGUGGUGUAUCCCAUGGCACUUAUUAUGAUCCUCGCUCCCCGGAGGCCCCCCCAUUCCUGUCUCCGGGCCAAACGACUCCUUCGAGUCUUUUCCCUUCCCAUUCCAUCUCCCUUUCACUUCUUCCAUCGAGCUCGCGAGCUCUUUUUCUGCUUUUGCCUUGCUUCCUCCCUUGUGAUUAAUCAAUCAUUAUCUGUUUGGCACAAGCUCACCGCCGUACGCGGAAUCCUUCUCAGGCCUGUCGCCUUCGACGCUCUCUCUCCCGUGUGGUUUGCUCUGAUACAUGCACCGGAUUCAUUCGUGGGCGAAAGCUCACGCCUUUAGUCGGAGUCUAUCUGCACACAAGGAUCACCCCUCCGACAACACUCCGACCUCCUCGCGCGUCCCCGAAGACGCUCCUACUCCUCACAAUGAUGCCCAAGUGAAUCGGUCGACGGAGGGGAAGCUCCCCCAGCCCUCCGAUCCCCAUCGUGAAAACAAUGAAAAUGCCGGCGAAGAAAGUCCGGGACUUCUCGUCCGGAUGAAGAAUGGCUCCAUCCGUUUCGUGAGACACACCAAGACCGCCCUCUGCCACAGCUGGGUCAAUGCCUUGCUUAUCUUUGUGCCCGUGGGAAUCGCCGUCAAGGCGGCGGAUUUGAACCCUUCUGUUAUAUUCGCGAUGAAUGCCGUCGCCAUUAUCCCCCUCGCAGGGUUGUUGAGCCAUGCCACCGAAUGUGUUGCUAGUCGUCUUGGGGACACCGUAGGGGCUUUGACCAAUGUCACAUUUGGCAAUGCCGUUGAAUUGAUCGUAUUCAUUAUUGCCCUCGUAAAGGACGAAAUCCGUAUCGUCCAGGCAUCCUUGCUGGGCUCUAUUCUGGCGAAUCUACUCCUGAUCCUAGGGAUGGCCUUCUUACUCGGAGGUCUCCGUUUCCAAGAACAGUUCUACAAUAGCACUGUCACCCAAAUCAGCGCUUGUCUCCUCAGUUUGAGCGUUAGCAGUUUGCUUCUUCCAACGGCUUUCCACGCAUCAUGGUCCAGCGACAGCAAAGCUGACAAAUAUACCCUCAAAGUCAGCCGCGGCACUAGCGUGGUUCUUCUCCUCGUAUACAUACUCUACGUCCUUUUCCAACUGAAAUCUCAUUCCUACCUCUACGCUAGCAUUCCCCAGCAGAUUAUCGACGAGGAGUCCCAUCCUGGCGUUUUGGCCGAGUUCAUGAACAGUCAUUCUUCAGACUCGUCAAGCUCAUCGGACGAAUCUGACGAUUCAUAUGCAUCCUGGUCAACUGCAAAACGUAUUAAGCGAGCAGUGAAACAUAAGAUACGUCGGAAAUCUAGCGUCAGUUCAAAGGAUACGGCUCCAAUUUCUUCCGACGGAGCGGAAUUGGUUUGUACAACUCCAGCAGUUGGUGAUGGACUACCUGCCCAACGGGACCGCAAUGGGACCGAUAUCACCGCCAUUGAUUUCGGUGACGAAACUGCCUAUCACGCUGAUGAUGAUAUCGCACGGCCUAAUCGACCCGGAAAGGGCUCGACUGCGGCCAAACGUUCCAAAGUCAGUGAGAAAAUGAAGAAUUUCAGGAACAAGGAGAACGCGAAACCGGAAACGACAAACCAAACAAGCCCUCUACCUCCUGCUGGCGGCUCAAUGCGGCCGUCUCUGAUAUCAUAUGCCCUGCGAGGUAGGAAUAGCGAGCACACUCCGGAUAUCACGCGAAGAAUGUCACCGUUGCGCCCGGCCCUGCCUUCUCUGCUAUCCAACACUGUAUUUUCACACCCCCCGUCAUCCAGAUCCCCGUCCGCAGGACCGGGCUGCCGGCUGCAUCGCUCGAACUCGUUGCCGAACUUCCGGAGUCGCGCGCCCCCCGUGGGAAAUGCGGUCCACUUUGCUUGCGGGGCAGAUUUCAUGCAGCCUGCCGCCCAGGUUGCAGCUGUUGAACCGCCGCCUCUGCACCCAGAGGCCGACAUGUCUCGGACUGCUGCGGUGGUUAUGCUACUAGUAUCCACGGGGCUUGUGGCUGUCUGCGCGGAGUUCCUUGUUGAUGCUAUCCCGCCAAUGAUCGAUACUUCGAACGUUAGCCAGGCAUUUAUUGGAUUGAUCAUCCUACCCAUUGUCAGUAAUGCUGCAGAGCACGUCACGGCUGUGACUGUGGCGACGAAGAACAAGAUGGACUUGGCCAUCGGCGUGUCCGUUGGGAGUAGCAUUCAGAUCGCCAUCUUCAUAACGCCGCUCGUCGUGAUUCUCGGCUGGUUCAUGGACAAAGAUAUGUCCCUAUAUUUUACUCUCUUCGAAACGGUAUCCCUCUUUGUCACUGCCUUCGUGGUGAACUUUCUGGUCCUCGAUGGACGCAGUAAUUACCUAGAAGGGGCGCUGCUGAUUGCCGCGUAUAUUAUUAUUGCGGUUGCGGCAUUUUACUUUCCCAGCAAUGCAGAAGUGAGCGACGUGGGGGGAUAACCGGUUCAGAUUGAUGCAUUGCGCCGAGACUUGGCUCACAGCCAAUUUCACAGAUUCCAUCAUCAUGAGGGAUAUAAUAUACUCUUCGAUUUCAGGUCCGGUUUCUGCCAGAGGGGAAUCUGGACGUCUAUUCGUCAUUUUUGCUCUUUUUCUUUCUUUGUUCUUGACUAAAUUGGGAAACAAACAUGACUUGGCCAGUGACGAAAGGGACUGGUUGAUCUGUUACUAUUAAUUAUUGCAAAGUCUUUCAUCAUUUGACGCUGCCCUCUGCAGCCCUUCGUCUGUCUCUACCGAAACACUAGUGAUGCCGGUUCCCCGCUCUACCAGAAUGUUACUAUUGUUGUCAUUUGGACAAGGACAGGUGGGCAUGCUGUGCGCAGUGGGCCUAGCAAUAGCCAUAGUUAUUCAUGUACUGUAUACUCUUCCCUGUCCGGCUGUUCCGACUCAAAAUUGGGCAACGGACGUGGCUGUGCCUAUGGCUGUGCUUAUGGCUGUGCUUGGCCAUCCAGUGGCUGUGGCACACGUGGCUGAUUCGGGAAUAUUCUCCAUUUAUUUGUUUACUGUGUGCUCCGUAUGACCGUUAUUAUCACCCUACGGACAGGCACAACGGCUUGUUGACAGAUGGGGAAUGAGGAUAUCCUGGGAAGAUAUGGUAAUUGGUCUGCCUAGAUGCAUGCCCAGUGCACGUUUUUUUUGUCCUAAUUUGGUAGGAAGCGUCGAUCGACUAUUUUUGCCGUGAAACUGGUGGAGUAGACCGGGUAGGGCAGGCAGCAGAGGGGUCAAGGGUACUGCAGAUAAUAAUAUACGGAGUAUUCAUAUAAGAAGACGUGCUCA
Monascus purpureus is the source of this 3511-nucleotide messenger RNA. Lineage: Eukaryota; Fungi; Ascomycota; Eurotiomycetes; Eurotiales; Aspergillaceae. The record is from the annotation of a GenBank genome assembly.